AUGGAGAAGCAUUUGAAGAAAUCUCCAUCUUCUUCUUCAUCAUCAUCAAUGAGACCAUCAUUUCCAAGAGAUCCUCGCGGCUCCUUAGAAGUAUUCAAUCCAACUAGCAACACCAGCUCGCCGGUACGCUCACCUUCAAAUCUGAAAAACUGGACGGAAACGGAAGAGCCGCGCAACGAAUUCCCCGAUGAAGUCACCAACACUUCCUGGAUGGCAAUCAAGGAAGAAGAAACCGGUGCGGCAGUACAGAGAGCCGCCGAGUGGGGAUUGGUGCUCACAACAGAUGCUGAAACCGGGAAACCACAAGGAGUGGCAGUUCGACACUCCGGCGGAGACGAGCCGAAUGCCGUUAAACUUGAAUCCAAAAGAAACUCCAAUAACUCCGUCCGAACUUCCGGUGAAUCUUCCGACGGAGGUGAUCCCCGCGGGUUUCCGAGAGUUUCGGAUGAUUUGAAAGACGCUUUAUCGGCUUUUCAACAAACUUUCGUGGUUUCGGAUGCUACCAAACCCGAUUACCCGAUUUUGUAUGCAAGUGCGGGUUUCUUCAAAAUGACGGGUUAUACAUCAAAAGAAGUCAUAGGAAGAAACUGUCGGUUUUUACAGGGUGCGGAUACGGAUCCGAAUGACGUGGCAAGGAUAAGGGAAGCGUUGGAAGGUGGGAAAAGUUUUUGUGGAAGGUUGCUGAAUUACAAGAAGGAUGGAACUCCCUUCUGGAAUCUUCUCACUAUUUCUCCCAUCAAGGAUGAUGAUGGCAAUGUGCUCAAGUUAAUUGGAAUGCUGGUGGAAGUUAACAAGCAUACUGAGGGGUCCAAAGAGAAGAAGCUGCGUCCCAAUGGGUUGCCUGAAUCCUUAAUUCGAUACGAUGCUCGUCAGAAAGAGAAAGCUACAUCUUCUGUAUCUGAGUUAUUAGAAGCCAUGAAGCGCCCCCGCGCAAUGAGUGAAUCCGGACACCGUCCCUUUAUCAGAAAAUCAGGAGGAGGUGGAGGUUCUGAAGAAGAUGAAAGAUUAGAAAACAAAUCAAGGAGAAAAUCUGAUAGCGUAGCUUCUUUUAGACCAAAACCGCAAGGAAAAAUUAGGCAUUCUAUGGAACGAAUCAGUGAGCUGCCUGAAAAUAAACAGAAAAACUCUCGUCGUGGUUCGUUCAUGGGGUUCAUGAGGAAAAGUCAUUCCAUUGAUGAAAGCGUUGAUAAUGAAGUUAUUGUAGAUGUGAGCUCUGGGAGUGAGGAUGAUGAGAGGGAUGAUAGUUUUGAAUUUGAUGACAAAGAAAAACUGAAGGAAAAGAGAAAAGGUCUUGAUCUUGCAACUACACUCGAGCGUAUUGAGAAAAACUUUGUCAUUACUGAUCCAAGGCUUCCUGACAAUCCUAUAAUCUUUGCAUCUGAUAGUUUCUUAGAGCUUACAGAAUAUAGUCGUGAAGAAAUCUUGGGGAAAAAUUGCAGGUUUCUGCAAGGACAAGAAACUGAUCCAGCAACUGUGAGAAAAAUCAGAGAGGCAAUUGACAACCAAACAGAAGUAACUGUGCAACUAAUCAAUUAUACAAAGAGUGGGAAAAAGUUCUGGAACUUGUUUCAUUUACAACCUAUGCGUGAUCAUAAGGGAGAAGUACAAUACUUUAUUGGUGUUCAACUUGAUGGUAGUCAACAUGUAGAGCCUCUUCACAAUUGCAUUGCAGAAGAGUCUGCAAAGGAGGGAGAACUAUUGGUAAAAGAAACAGCAGAAAAUGUUGGUGAGGCAGUGAAAGAGCUUCCUGAUGCUAAUCAGAAACCAGACGAUUUAUGGAAGAAUCAUUCAAAAGUGGUUCGCCCCAAACCUCAUAGGAAGGAUGACGAUGCUUGGAGAGCAAUCCAAAACGUUGUAGAAAAUGGAGAACAGGUAGGCCUAAAACACUUUAGGCCAAUUAAGCCUUUGGGGUCUGGAGACACCGGAAGUGUGCAUCUGGUGGAGCUAGAGGGAACUGGUCAUUACUUUGCUAUGAAGGCUAUGGAUAAGGGUGUUAUGCUCAAUCGCAAUAAGGUGCAUAGAGCUUGCACUGAAAGAGAAAUCCUUGACAUGUUGGACCACCCUUUUCUUCCUGCAUUAUAUGCUUCCUUUCAGACCAAAACACAUGUUUGUUUGAUAACUGAUUACUAUCCUGGGGGCGAACUAUUCCUGCUUCUUGACCAGCAGCCAACAAAGGUUCUCAAGGAAGAUUCUGUUAGAUUUUAUGCAGCUGAGGUAGUGAUUGCAUUGGAGUAUCUUCAUUGUCUAGGCAUAAUUUACCGGGAUUUGAAGCCAGAAAAUGUGCUGAUCCAGCGCAACGGACAUGUGUCUCUAACAGAUUUUGAUUUAUCAUGUUUAACAUCUUGCAAGCCACAGCUUAUACUUCCAGCUACCGAGGAAAAGAAGAAGAGAAAGAAGAAAAAGAAAAAGGGACAACCGAAAAAUCAAGAGGUUCCAAUGUUCAUGGCAGAACCAAUGAGAGCGUCCAAUUCUUUUGUUGGCACAGAAGAGUACAUAGCUCCGGAAAUUAUAACAGGUUCAGGUCAUACUAGUGCUGUGGAUUGGUGGGCUCUAGGUAUUCUUCUAUAUGAAAUGCUUUAUGGAUAUACACCAUUCAGAGGAAAGACAAGACAAAAGACAUUUGGAAAUAUUCUUCACAAAGAUCUUAAGUUUCCCAAAAGCAAACCGGUAAGUCCCCAUGGCAAGCAAUUAAUUUACUGGCUACUGCACAGAGAUCCCAAAAACAGAUUGGGUUCACUUGAAGGAGCAAAUGAAAUUAAGAACCAUCCAUUCUUCAAGAAUGUCAAUUGGGCUCUAGUUCGUUGCACGAAACCUCCUGAGCUUGAUGCUCCUAUCUUACUGGACAAUGAUGAGAAGAAAGAAGCCAAAGACAUUGACCCUGGCUUAGAUGAUUUACAGAAAAAUAUUUUCUGA
Vicia faba (fava bean) is the source of this 2913-nucleotide messenger RNA. NCBI's taxonomy places the organism in Eukaryota, Viridiplantae, Streptophyta, Magnoliopsida, Fabales, Fabaceae. The record is from the annotation of a GenBank genome assembly.